AUAUCACAUUUACAUACAGCAGCCUCAUGUAUUACUAUUUGACUUCGUAGCUUACAGACAACAAUCAUGGCUAAACGUUUUCUUCUUAUUCUUCCUCUCUUGUCAACUAUUCUUCUUCUUGCCGUCACGGCUGCAGAAUCCAACUCUUACUCCAAAACGACUCCUUUUCAAGAAUACAAGCCAGAGAAACUCACGCACCUCCACUUCUACUUCCAUGACGUCACAUCGGGUGACAAACCCACCGCCAUAAGAGUCACAAAUCCCCCGGUGUCAAACACCACCGCCGUCUCAACAUUUGGUGUGGUUGUGAUAGCCGACAACCUGUUGACUGAGGGACCCGACCCGAGCUCCAAAGAAAUCGGGAGAGCUCAGGGGCUGUAUGCGUCGACGGAUAUGAAUACAGUAAGCUUAACAAUGGUAUUUAACUUGGUGUUCACGGAAGGAGAGUUUAACGGCAGUACCGUCUCUAUGUACGGACGGAAUCCGAUAUUCUCAAAGUUGAGAGAGUUUCCGAUAAUAGGAGGCACCGGCGAGUUCAGGCUCGCUAGAGGCUAUGCACAGGCCCAGACUUACUCGCUUAGUGGUUUUGAUGCCGUGGUCGAGUAUAAUGUCUUCAUUUCGCAUUAAAUUACAAAUAUCAAACUAAUGUAUGAGGAUUAAGAGUGAACGAACGUAACCAAUAACGCUGAAUCAUCCAAAACAUUUGGCAUUAA
Brassica napus (rape) is the source of this 713-nucleotide messenger RNA. RefSeq names its product dirigent protein 2. The record is from RefSeq and is a predicted model, not a curated record. Lineage: Eukaryota; Viridiplantae; Streptophyta; Magnoliopsida; Brassicales; Brassicaceae. The transcript has a single exon. Bases 67 to 627 code for a protein of 186 amino acids.